AUGCUCACACUGCAACCUCUGAUUGGCCAAGACCUCGAGUUGGCUGCUCGGGAGGUAUUCGCUACCGGGAUGAUGAGCAGAGUCCUAUUCAGAUGGAAAGAAGUGCGACACGUGCGAGAAAGCAUGCGCACCUCCUUCCUGACCUCGAACAUGACUUCCGAUACACACUGCCAAAAUCCUCUACCUCCUUCUGCCAACAAGAUGACCCGCCUGAGGCCAUCCCAAAUCUCAACAAGCCCAGCAAGCAGAGGGCAAGCUACAAAUGGCUCAAGUCUCAAGACACCGUACUCUGUCGAGGAGAAGCCUAUCGGCUCGGCAAGGCAUGUCAGAAUUGUGGGGAUUGGUGCUGGCGCCAGCGGGAUCAAUAUGAUCAGAACGCUCCGGAAGACUCUUACAAAUUUCGAGUUGGUAAUCUACGAGAAAAAUGAUGGAGUUGGAGGGACAUGGCACGAGAACCAGUACCCUGGUUGCCGAUGCGACGUCCCAAGCCACAACUACCAGUUCUCUUGGCGACCGAACCUCGAAUGGUCCAACUUCCAUGCGCCUGCCGAAGAAAUCAAAUCUUAUCUUUGCCAAAUCUGCGACGAUGAGAAUAUGUGGGAUACAAUCAAGACUCGACAUCAAGUCACUGGCGCUUGGUGGGACGAGGCUCGAGGACUCUGGGACUUGAAUGUCAAGGAUCUCGCAACCGGCUCAGAGUUUCACGAUGACGCAAAUUUUAUCGUGGACGCCUCCGGAAUACUCAAUAACUGGAAAUGGCCUGCCGUGAAAGAUAUCCAGGCGUUUCGGGGAAACCUAAUCCAUACUGCCAGCUGGCCAAAGGGGUUCGACUGCUCUGGCAAACGUGUGGCGGUUAUUGGCAAUGGUGCCACCGGCGUCCAAAUCGUGCCGGCAAUACAGCCAGGCGCAAAAAAGCUCUACCACAUAUUCCGCACGCCCACCUGGGUUGUCCCUCCAAGACUGAUGUCCAUGAAGUUGAUGGGAAGCCCAGCCUGGGAGAUACUGAAAGGAAUAGAGAUGGACGCGAACGAAGAUUUCAGUGCACCACAGAUCGAGAAGUUCAAGGCGGAUCCAGAUCUCUACAAUACGUUCGUCAAGGCUGUAGAGAAGGACAUCAACGGCGCCUUUCCCGUCGUUCUCAAUGGCAGUCCUGUACAAGCGUUUGCACAACAGAAGGUUGUCCAGUAUAUGACAGCAAUGCUCGGCGGAGAUGAGAAGCUAUGCAAAGCCUUGAUACCCACGUUCCCCCUAGGCACACGAAGAAUGACCCCGGCACCGGGAUAUCUUGAGUGUCUUCGGACGGGCAAUGUCGAGGUUAUCACGGGACAAAUUGCGAGAUUCGUGCCCGAAGGCAUCCAGCUGGAAUCCGGCGAGAUCAUCCUGCUAGAUGUCAUCAUAUGUGCCACAGGGUUUGACAACUCUUUCUGUCCGCGUUUUCCGAUAGUCGGCAGAAACGGCAAUGUCCAGGACAGGAUGAAGUUCGAGACGCCGAAAAGCUACAUGUCGUGUGCGUUGCCCGGCGUACCAAACUAUUUCACCUUUCUCGGGCCCAACGCGCCCAUUGGCCACGGCAGUGUCUUCACACUGAGUGAGCAUAUUGCGAGGUAUAUCGCUAGCAUCAUCCGCAAAUGCCAGACGGAGGGAAUCAGAGCCAUCGCACCGUCAGAGGCUGCCGUGAACGACUACAGCGAGCACAUCAAUACCUUCAUGCCACGGACCGCAUGGGGCUCGUCGGGCCGUUCCUGGUUCAAGGGCGGGAAGGAGGACGGGCCUGUCACUGCACUGCACCCUGGCAGCCGUAUACACUUCUUCCACAUGCUCGAGCACUUCAGGGGCGAGGACUGGGAUUACACAUACGAACAGGCUUCUCAGAACCGUUUCGCCUACCUAGGGAACGGGUUCUCGACCAAGGAACUGGAUCCUACUUUUGACUCAACUUGGUACCUCGACGACGCGGCAUGCAAAUUGUGA
This is a messenger RNA of Neoarthrinium moseri, 1971 nucleotides long. RefSeq lists its product as uncharacterized. The transcript has 6 exons. The record is from RefSeq and is a predicted model, not a curated record. Lineage: Eukaryota; Fungi; Ascomycota; Sordariomycetes; Amphisphaeriales; Apiosporaceae. The coding region runs from base 1 to 1971 and encodes 656 amino acids.